This is a messenger RNA of Spea bombifrons (plains spadefoot toad), 2917 nucleotides long. Its product is annotated as cadherin-1-like. The coding region runs from base 111 to 2726 and encodes 871 amino acids. Lineage: Eukaryota; Metazoa; Chordata; Amphibia; Anura; Pelobatidae. Gene Ontology annotation, molecular function: cadherin binding; calcium ion binding. Gene Ontology annotation, cellular component: cytoplasm; catenin complex; adherens junction. The transcript is spliced from 16 exons. The record is from RefSeq and is a predicted model, not a curated record. Gene Ontology annotation, biological process: adherens junction organization; multicellular organism development; cell-cell junction assembly.
CUAAAGUGCAGGCGAAGCAGUGAGACGAGACAGGCAGAGACACUCACAGACUGGGAAGCACGCAGGACAGCACCCACCCGAGCGAGCCCGGCACCCACUCAUUCCAUUCCAUGUCCCCAGUGGGGAUGAAGAAAGUCCGGAUCCCCUGCGCCCGGCUGCUGUUACUCUGUCUGUCCUUACAGCAGAUAAUAGGAGGGCUGUCAGAAUGGGUAUCAUGCAGCAAAACUGGCUUUACAGAGGAAAAUUACUAUUUCACGGUGCCAAGGAAGCUAAAGGAGCACACAGUGAUAGGAAGAGUUAGCUUUGAGCAGUGUGGACACGCAUCUACAGUUCAGUAUGUUUCUGAAGACCCAGAUUUUGAUGUACUGGAGUCCGGCACGAUCAUAGUAAAGAAUGCAUUAAAGAUGCACAAGCCCACGAAAAGGUUUCACAUUUUUGCUGUCUAUGGAAAGCACAAAGAAGAGCAGUCUGCCCUGGUUACCCUGGAAAGGAGGCAGCACUUACACCAACAGGAUUUAUCCAAUGAGCAGCCUCUGCUGAGAAGACAGAAACGAGAAUGGGUUAUCCCUCCAAUCUCAGUAUCUGAAAACGAGAAGGGUACUUUUCCAAAGAGGCUUGUGCAGAUCAAAUCCAGUAGAGCUACUGAAGUGACAGUGUUUUACAGCAUUACUGGGCAAGGUGCCGAUACCCCCCCUGUGGGUGUAUUUACCAUGGAGACACGAACUGGCUGGCUGUUGGUGAACGCACCUCUGGACAGAGAAACCAUUCCCAUGUAUACCAUCCAGGUACAUGCCGUGUCUUCUGAUGGAAUAUCGGUGGAGCAGCCAAUGGAAAUUAUAAUUAAAGUCAUCGAUCAGAACGAUAACAAACCACAGUUUACACAGCAGGUCUUUGAAGGUUCUGUGCCUGAGGGGUCUCGACCAGGUACUCCCGUGAUGUCCGUAACAGCCACAGAUCUAGAUGACAGCAUCAACACCAACAACGGGAUGGUUGCUUAUUCCAUCGUCGACCAAGAACCCAAAGAGCCCAAUGCUCAGAUGUUUACAGUCAAUGUUCUGACCGGACAGAUCAGUGUGAUCUCUACUGGUUUGGACCGAGAGAAAAUACCAAAGUAUACACUGAUAGUCAAAGCGACGGAUCAAGAAGGUGAAGGGCUCUCAACGACUGCUACAGCUGUGAUCACUGUGACCGAUACCAAUGACAAUCCUCCUGUUUUUGACCCUACAACGUAUGUUGCUGAUGUUUACGAAAACGAAGUUGGCGCUGAGGUUACGCGUCUGACGGUCACAGACGCGGACAUUCCUGGCACAGAUGCAUGGCUUGCAGAAUACAAGAUCAUCAAAGGCAAUGAAGCAGGGGCUUUCAAAGUUGAAACAGUCAAUGACAAUGUCGGACUUGUGACAACCAUAAAGGGUUUGGACUUUGAAGUAAAGAGCCAGUACCUGCUGCUCAUUACUGCGGUAAACAAAGCUAACUUUUCUGUGCCGCUGGUAACUUCCACUGCCACAGUCACUGUGAAUGUCUUAGAUGAGAAUGAGGCCCCCAUAUUCGCACCGCCUGUCAAAUCAGUGUCUGUCUCUGAGGAUCUGCCAAAUGGUCAGGAGGUCGCGUCAUACACCGCACAGGAUCCAGACAAGUUCCAGAAUCAGAAGAUAUUUUACAUGAUUGGAAAUGACCCAGCUGGGUGGCUUUCUGUGAACAAGGACAAUGGAAUUAUCACUGGUAAUGGACAUCUGGAUCGGGAGUCCAUGUAUGUGCAGAACGACAUUUACAAAGCAAUCAUCUUGGCAGUGGACAGUGGUAAUCCAUCGGCUACUGGAACUGGGACCCUUUUGCUUACCCUUCUCGACGUCAACGACAAUAGCCCAUAUUUGGAGACACCAGACGUAUCUUUUUGCCAGAGAGAUCCAGACCCUAUAGUAAUUAGCAUAAUUGAUCGCGACAAGAGCCCAAACACUGGCCCAUUCACGGUGGACCUCUUGCCUGAAGCACGUGAAAACUGGACAGCUUCCGUGGUUAACAAUAACCUUGAGAUAAAACCAUUGAAGGACCUUGAAGUUGACACUUAUGAUGUCGGUGUCAUCCUGAAAGACAAUAUGGGAAUGCAGAACAAGUCCAUUCUGAAAAUCACUGUGUGCCACUGUGAAGAGGACAGGAAGAUCUGCGCAGAAAGAGCUCUUCUUGCUGGAGGACUGGGAAUCCCCGCUAUUAUCGGAAUUCUCGGCGGCAUCUUAGCGCUUCUGAUAUUGUUGUUGUUACUCCUGCUUUUCGUGAGGCGGAAGAAGGUGGUAAAAGAGCCCUUACUUCCUCCAGAAGAUGAUACUCGGGACAAUGUCUAUUGCUAUGAUGAAGAAGGAGGUGGUGAGGAAGAUCAGGAUUUUGACUUGAGCCAACUUCACCGUGGCCUUGAUGCUCGUCCAGAUGUGAUACGCAAUGAUGUUGCUCCCACUCUGUUACCGGCUCCUCAGUACCGACCGCGCCCGAGCAACCCAGAUGAAAUUGGGAAUUUUAUAGACGAGAACCUCCACGCAGCAGAUAAUGACCCCACUGCCCCGCCGUAUGACUCCUUGCUUGUGUUUGACUAUGAAGGCAGCGGCUCUGAGGCUGGGUCCCUCAGCUCUCUGAACUCCUCCAACUCUGAUGAAGAUCAGGACUUCGAUGCAUUGAACAAGUGGGGACCUCGCUUCCAGAAACUGGCUGACAUGUAUGGCGGAGAUGAAGAUUAAAACAUCCCCUACGGUCAUAGAAACUGUGAAAAGUAUAAAAGUGCUAGUGCCGGUGAUCAUCUGCAGAUAACAACUUAACUACAGUCUUUAUCACAGUACAGCAGCAUGAAGUCAGGCGGCUCCAAUGAUUUUCCUUUUUUUAAUUUUCUUUGUUCAUCCCAAGCAACAAUAUUUACUAAAAAAAACAGAAA